This is a messenger RNA of Liolophura sinensis, 5975 nucleotides long. RefSeq names its product NACHT and WD repeat domain-containing protein 2-like. Gene Ontology annotation, molecular function: protein binding. The record is from RefSeq and is a predicted model, not a curated record. NCBI's taxonomy places the organism in Eukaryota, Metazoa, Mollusca, Polyplacophora, Chitonida, Chitonidae. The transcript is spliced from 6 exons. The coding region runs from base 235 to 5571 and encodes 1778 amino acids.
AGUCUUUCCGUGACCGAGACACUUACAUGCUGGAAUUGAUUCGACUACCUGAGGCAAUUUAAACCGUUCCCGUUUUAAGGACACGCUCUCUCGAAUCAGCGCGGACUAUCCGUAUCACGUCUUUAUACGGUCGAUCGUUACUGGCUCUUGUUUCCAGGCUUCACCAUGUACCAAACUACCCGAUCUCAGAGGCUGUGAGGCACACACCCGGGGACGAGUGACCGAGUGUAGGCUAUGUCCGUCAUGAACGACCAGGAGAAGAAAGUCUUGCUAGGUCAAGUCACCCUCGGGACCAUCGCACCCGUACCCUCAGGUGUGGUAAGAGUCUUCAUAUGCACAUCGGGUCAAGACACAGUACAGGAGAGAAAUGCCUUGAUAGAGAUCGUUUACCCGAGGGUAAGAGAAUACUGUAGGCGAGAAUAUGGACUUGAAUUUCAGGCAGUGGACCUGCACUGGGGAAACGAGGACAAUCUUUACCCUGACAACCACUCUACGUGCAGUUUCUAUCACCGGGAGAUCAGCCGAUGCCAAGAACAGUCUGAAGGACCCAACUUUCUGCUGUUAAUGGGCCAGAAACGGGGCAGAUGUUCGUUACCGGCUUCCAUACCUGACGAAGAGUUUCGCCAUUUACGGCAUGCGCUAAUGCGACACAAAGGGAGGCAAAACCGUAACUAUGGCUUACUAGAGGAAUGGUACGAGCUGAACGAAAACGCCUUGCCAAACGCCUACAUUCUGAAACCCGUGUCCAGCAACAUUCCGGAAUAUGUAGACGUAAGUAGUAUUUGUUUUUAUAUACUCCAUCCCUGCUUUACGUUCUCCUCACCAGUAUUUAAGGGAAAAGGUUAUGAAUGGAGGAAAUGGCAGGGAACCAACGAGAGUUCGGUUCCAGAUAUGUUACGUCAUGGCUUAAUGGCUAAAGUGUUGCGUGAUGGGUUCGCCAUAGGCUGGAGAUUUCAUUGUAGGCCACUCAGGCCACAAACCCCCAUUAGUUUUUUCCAUAAGCGACAAUAUGUUGAGUCCCAGGUAUACCACGGCAUAGAGACAGCUGAGCAUCCUGAUGGCAAAUGUCUGGCCUUGUUCCGUAACAUAAUAGAUCUUAAGAACCACACCGAUGAUGAAGGAAGUGAGAAAUUCACCGAGCUGACAUACAACGAGAGGCAAGAACAUCUAGAGAUUGAUCCUGUCGUCGAAAAGAAACUAACCGCGCUAAAAUCAAGACUUGAAGACCUCCUACCAGAUGCCAACCGAGCCACGUUUGAAGUUUUGUGGAGAUACGAUGACGUCAUCGACCCAAAACUUCAUAAAAAAUAUCUGGAUAGCUUGUGCGACGCUGUGCUCAACAAAUUAAUUACCUUGGUGGAUAACGUCUCCAAAGAAAGGAAUGCGCAAACCGGAAGUGAGUUGUAUCAGGAGGUUUACCAACACUGGUUGCGGUGUAAAGACUUAGCUGAGAGUUAUCGAGGAAGGGAAGACAUACUGACGAAGAUAAACCGCUACUUACUGGGUUCCUCACCCAAGCCCCUUGUUCUUCAUGGAGUGUCUGGAUCUGGGAAAACGUUCCUCAUGUCCAAAUGUUCCCUGGAGGCGCAGAAUGUGUUCACGUGCCCUGUGAUUACAAUAACUCGAUAUGUGGGGUACACACCGCAUAGUUCUAGCCUUCGUCCGUUACUGGUUAGUCUCUGCUCGCAGCUUAAGGUUGUUCUAGAUGAUGACCCGAAUGUGAUUCCAACAGAUUGUGCUGAAUUGGUCAAGUUGUUUCACAAACUUUUGCACCGUGUUCCCAAAGACUACCGAUUGUUGAUGUUUCUCGAUGAUAUUAGCCUCAUAAGACCAGAUUCAAGUGCUACAGACUUAACAUGGCUGCCCUCCGAGCUAAGUAAAAAUGUACGGUUGGUCGUUUCGACGAAGCCAGGAAAUUCGCUGGCAAGGCUACGAGAUAAUGUUGUCCAAGAGCAGGAGAAUUUCCUGGAAAUAGGAGCUCUCAGUACUGCUGAGGCAUAUAACUUACUGCUUCAUCUCACUGCCCAAGAUAAUAGGGUAGUCACGGAAAAUCAAAGAGACACGUUACGACAAGCGUUUCAGACUUGCAGCUUGCCAUUGUAUGUGAAAAUUAUGACUGAUUUUGUUUGCAAAGAAUGGGUGUCGUCUAUGCUAGUGUCCACACAAAUGUUACCGAUGGCACUCGCUGACAGUGUGAGCUAUAUGUUUAGUCACUUGGAGAAAACAUAUGGUCCAGUGACAGUGACAAGGUCAAUGGGUUAUCUCUGCGCUUCCAAAACUGGACUUAGUGACUGUGAAAUGCAUGACAUCUUAUCGCUGGAUGACGCCGUGCUGGGAGAAGUCUUUGCCAAUCGACAUCCUCUACUCCACAGAGUUCCCUGUUCAAAAUGGAUACAGAUAAAAGACACAGUUUCGCCAUUUCUGGCAUCCAAAAAACAAGACGGAGUUACAGUGAAUUUUCUUUGUCAUGAGAUUUUUGAUGAGUUCGUUAAAGAAAGAUAUUUGUGCGAUGAGAACACUGUGAAAGAAAUACACUCUUUACUGGCGGACUAUUUUCUGGGAAGCUGGGCAAACCAACGCAAACCCUUCAGCACUAAAUAUACGUGCACUAGAGGAGCAUGGUCACCGUCUAUAGAAACUGACAGAUUAGUGCCAGCUCAACCUCAUACAUUCACAAGCCGAAGUGGCGUCACCAGGUACAAUCGGCGAAAAUUUGACCAAGUAGCACGCCAUUUGUACUGCUCUGGUCGCCUGGAAGAAUUGAAUCGUCUGGUGCUUUUUAACUACGAUUGGAUAUACAAUAAAACGAAGGCUUUGUCACUGGAACAAAUCAUAACAGACCUCGAUCUCCAUCCGAGCAAAGAGACGACAUUGGUCAGUGAAUGUCUGAGGGUCUCACUAAGUGUUAUAGAGAAGGACAUUAACAAUUUGGCUGCGGAGCUCAGCGGGCACCUCCUACCCCACUAUCGGUCCUAUCCCAACAUUCGCCAGCUAAUCAACACGUGCGACAGGAAAGGGCUCAAACACAACGCCCUCAUUCCCAUUUUUCCGUAUCACAAAGUCACAGGAAGCUCCUUGAAAUACGUCCUUGAAGCCCACACCCAAAUCGAUCAGUGCUUCCUGUCGCAUGAUGGCGCCACUUUGUUUACUAAAGGGAGAGAAUCCCCUGAGGUGUUUUCGUGUGCAUCUGACUCGGGUGGGGGAAGAACCGUGUUACUGACGUCCUCCGGCUACCUGCACAUCACACCUAACGGCAAAUACAUGGUGGUAAUUGACCACGUCACGGAGAAGACGGCUAAGAUUCAUAGUGGUGACGACGGCCGUUUCAUCGGUCAGCUCGUGGUCAUGAACCACAUCGAUGUGAAGCCGCGAGAGAAGUACCACAUGGGUCCCGUUUGUGUUUCCAACCAGAGAAUCUGUAUCGUUGUUUCCGCCGAUAAGAGUUACCUCUGUAUAGCCGAGUUGCCCGGAUGCACAUUCCUUCAAAUCGUUGAGUUAGACAAUCGUGCUACUGUGUGUGAGAUAACCUCAGAUUCGAACUUUGUAUUCUGCAACUCGGGUCGCCAUAUGCUGACUUACAAUCUCUAUACUCUGGAACACACUUCCACGGCUGCACUCUCUUACGCACCAAAUUCUAUGGCUCUCACCCACGAUGGACGGCGUUGCUACGUAUCCAGUGAAAUGGAGAACAAGCUUACAACGAUGCAUGUCAUACGUGGAAGUGUUGAUGUGGUCUACAAGGCUGUAUUGGAGGACUGGAUGGAGGGAGACAAGAUAUAUGAACUAAAGGUAUCGCCAGACGAUACGAUGGUUGUUCUAAGGGGCUCUCACAAUUUGGUAGUUCACAGCCGACAAGAUGAGCAGGUGACAGCUCAUUUUCACCGGCCCAGCGAGUCUCUGGAUGAAUUCCGAUUGCCCAUGUCCUCCUAUGAACGACUGGUCUUCACCCAAACAGCUUUUUCUGGUGAUAGUCGAUAUUUGUUCGGGACUCUGUUCAGGAAUAUCUACAUGUGGGAAAUCUCGUCCGGUAAUCUAAUCACUGCAGUGCAAACUCCACCGGGGGUGGUCAGCGUUCUUCUGGCCUCACCAAAUUAUGGCCUCUUGUACACGCUGUUGCACGGACACAGUUCCGUCCAGUGCUGGGACGUCCAGGAAGUCACAAACAAGGUGGAUCCCGUCGAUCAACUGUGUGAUCGUGUGACAGAUAUUCGCGUCACAUCAGACCAGUCACGUGCAUUCGCCACAUGCAGCACUGGCGAGGAAAUCGCGGUAGUUGAGAUGGCCACUGGGACAAUUCUCGAUUUGUUGACGCACGAUAGCAAAGUUGAGGACUUUGCCAUAUCUCCUGAUGGUAACCAUGUUCUCGUUUCCACCAAACCUAAAUGGAGCAACUGUGCCGUGAAGGUGUGGAACGUUCGAAACAGACAGAUAAUCGCUGAAUUUGGCAACACGUCUGGGUAUUGUGUCUCAUAUCACAAAGAAAAUGCUCUCUUGCUCCUAUAUCAGCAAGAGAACACAUUCAAAGCGCCUUUUCAUAUCACCAGAUUUACCUUUUAUGACGAGAACUUCCUGUCAGGGGUAUUUGAUUUCCAAGUGCCAUUUCUUCUCUCGAAACCGUUCGUCACCGCAAACGAUCGCCAUUUAGUUAUGUUUACAGCACGUGAUUACAUAGGUAGUAAAGGGAUGUACGACACGCCGGAGGUAACCGUAGUGGAUCUGGAGACAGAGAAAGUCAUCAAUAUCUUCACACCCGAGAAUUUUUAUGACGUCACUAGCAUGGUAGCCAUAUUAGACGUUAGAGGUUCCCCACGCUACCCGACAAUGCUGGCCGUUAUAUAUCUGUCCGAAGGCCUCAAAGAUACGCCUGAAAAUGGACAGUUAUUCUGUCCACAAUAUGGCCUGCUCAUCCUGGACGUAAUUCAGGGAAGUAUCAAAGCUAUGUGCGAACCUUUCAUAUCAGCCGCACUGCCCAUCAACAACGACUUACUACUGGCAAACGACUUCUCCUUCGCAAUCGAUGGAUCGUCUAAUAUCUUCGACUGUGUAUCCAUGUCAUACAGUGGGAGUAUGCCCUUCAAGUUAAGAAGUCCGCGGUCGCUGGCGCUGAACGGAAAAGUCGUGGUUUUCGCUGAUGGCUCUAUCCUUCGUGUUUUCCGAUUGGAAAACAUGGAGGCACUGGUUACAUGUGAGACGCACGCUGAGAUAACCACCCUCAAAAUAUGUGAUGACGAUAGGACGCUAGUCUUGGGGUGUAACGAUGGAACGCUUCUGUCGUACAUUCUCCUGUACCCAGACACAGACGAUUGCGAGGAUAUCCUAUCUGCGCUGCCGAGCCGACAGGAGGACUCGGUGCCAGAUAGAGAGGUUCCCAGCAGACGCUCUCCACGGGCCUGGGACAAAGUCAGCAGGGAGGACAACAUCCCAGGAUAUUCCAGACCGCCUUCUGCCAAAAGCACCGGGCCCAGCGAGAAGGAGCUGCUGGAGAAGGUGAAACCGGUGAAAAGGAUCAGACCCAACUCGGACACCUACCUCUAUAUGAACGACAAAUCGGUGACGUGUGCAGUUAUGUAAACUGACGUCAUCCUUUUUUGUUCAUUCUGUCAAGUGCUACGCUUUUUAGGAUUCUAAGUUACCGGCGAAUUAGAAGUUGGGAAGAUUAUAUUCCACAGGUAGUUGUAUUUGUAUAAAUUGGUUAUUUUAAAAGGAAGAACAACUGUGUACACACUGGCACGUAAUGUCGGAAUAUCAUUUUAGGUGAGAUUAAAUACAAAACACAGAAUUCCGCUGAGUUUAAUGACCUUGAAAUUGAUUCUCUGGAUUGUCGCAUACGAGACAUUUACAAUACCAUGCCUUGUUUAUUGGAAAUAUAAUUUAUAUCUAAAUUCUAGAGGAAUUAAAACGUAUUGUAAUCCAUCAAUAAUCAAUCCCACAAAUACAGAAUAAUGUACACUUUUUAAGAUUCUUCAUCAGUAAUA